AUGCACCACAAGCUCCUUCUAACAAUCUCUCUCCUCCCCACUCUCUACGGAGCACCUGCACCUGCACCUAUCCCAGACGUAGCAAAUGAUAAUCAUUCACCUUACUACUCUCCACCCUCCGUCUCUGUUCCUUCUCUUCCUGCCCCAGCCGUCCCAUCAGUUCCUGCUGCUGGUGGUAGUACUGGUAGUAGUGAUCCACUUGGACUAGGUGGUCUUUUAGGUGGUCUCCUUGGUGGUCUUGGUGGACUAGGUGGUGGUGGAGGAACUGCUCCAGUUGCAAGUAUCCCAGCUUUGCCUGCUCCAAGUGUGCCAAUUUUGCCGACAAGUCAUAAUUAUCCUACACCUGUCCCGCAGGUUUCGGCUACUUUGCCUCUGGGUGGAGGAGGUCCGGUUGUUUCUGCUACAAUCCCUAUCGGUGGUGGAGGUGUUUCGAUUGGUGGCGGCGCAUCGGCUUCUGCUACUAUUCCUAUUAUUUCUGCUACUCUUCCAGCUGUUGGUGGUGGCUCAGGAUCGAGUGUGGGAUAUAAUGGUGGUGGUGCAAGUGGAAGCAGUGGAAGUGGACCUGGCAUAUCUGUUUCAGUACCUAUUCCAACCGGUGGUAUUUCAGUUGGUGUUGGAACUUCAGAUGCAGUCACUGCUUCACUUCCUGGUGCUACUAUUUCUAUAACACAGCCUGGUGGACCAAUUGCUACUUCUGAUCCUGCAUCGAGUGGUUGUCCGGCUAAGGAUUUGUCGACGUAUUCACUUGUGAUUGCUUCUACUGUUCCUCAGAUAACAACUACCAUCUCACAUUUUACUGUUCCAGUCGUUGAAACAAUUUCCACAAAUUAUGUGCAAGUCAUUUACUCGACGGUUACCAUUCCAACUACAGUGUUGAAGACGAGUCAAAGUACUGGAACAACAACAAUUGUUGCUACUUCUAUCGUUACCAGUCUUCAAACCUCUCUUACAGCAAUCUGUCAAGGUGGUGAUUUCCCUGCAGCUCCCACUGGUUCUGGUUCUGUGCCAAGUGGAUCUAGUGCCAAUGGUGCUGCAAGCUCAAGUGCACCAGGUGCUACCAUUAGUGUUGGACUUCCAAAUGGUGGAAGUGGAAGUGGAAGUGGAGGAAGCAGUGGAUCUGGAACUCCAACAGGAGGAAGCGGAAGUGGAAAUGGGAAUUAUGGUGGAUAUUACUCCAGAAUCUGA
Botrytis sinoallii is the source of this 1185-nucleotide messenger RNA. RefSeq lists its product as uncharacterized. The coding region runs from base 1 to 1185 and encodes 394 amino acids. The record is from RefSeq and is a predicted model, not a curated record. Lineage: Eukaryota; Fungi; Ascomycota; Leotiomycetes; Helotiales; Sclerotiniaceae. The transcript has 2 exons.